Molecule: messenger RNA, 858 nt
Organism: Trypanosoma theileri
Lineage: Eukaryota; Euglenozoa; Kinetoplastea; Trypanosomatida; Trypanosomatidae
Product: 39S ribosomal protein L46, mitochondrial
Exons: 1
Coding region: 1-858 (285 amino acids)
Cellular component (GO): mitochondrial large ribosomal subunit
Molecular function (GO): structural constituent of ribosome
Source: RefSeq, a predicted model, not a curated record
AUGCGGCGGGCGAGGUUGCCACCGGUUGUGGCGGGCCGCUCGUUCCACUCGCAACACCGGACGCCCAUCAUACCGCAACUGCCGUUGCGGGAGGAUGUGGCAGCGACAACCACUACCCGCGUGCUCGUCGCUUAUCUCCUGCACCGCCAACCGGUGGUGAAACACACACCGCACCCACUCGAGAUGGAAAUGGGAUAUCUUCUCGAGCGUGAGCACCAGCGGUACUCUCGACACGAAUCUUCAGAGUCCGCGACUCAUUUCAUGGCCCAACGUGGACUCUCCAUUGACGUGAUGAACCGAACCGAUCCGCGCCAGAUCCAAAGUAACUUCUUUGGUCUCGAGCUCUACCAGGAUGCCAUGCGCGUGGUGCUGCAGCGCUACAAACCUGAGAAACGUGUGACGGGACAAGACCUAUGGGAUCCCAAGCAGAUUGAUGCCGCAGGUCCGCCUACACGCCACUCGAUUCAUCGUAAGUUGGAUGACUAUUUGUACCUUAUUGUGCAGGAUGCGGUAAGUGGUAAAUGGACGCUGCCAAAAUCCACAGUGGGGUCACGGGAGACGCUGCGUAUGGCAGUGGAUAGGGCAAUUUCCAAGCACAACAACGACGCGCUAGAUUGCUAUAUCUGGUCCAACGCACCACAAGCAACCGUACUGAACACAGCCGAAAACACUCGACUCUUCAUCUACGCAGCGACAUAUUUAAUGGGACGCCCAAAGUUCACCGACUUUGAGCCGAAACUGAAGGACCACGCCUGGGUCUCACGACAUGAGAUGGCCCAUUACCGGGAUCAUUUUGAAAGCAAUGACCUCCUCGAGGCCAUGUUAGACAUCUCUGCUGACAGUGCGUUUGAAACAUGA